AUGACUGCGGCGGGCCUCCAAGCACCUCCUCCUGUGGCACGUUUAUUCCAGUUUGUCGCCUUCUCUGUGUAUACGUACACGAUAUAUUAUUCGGUUUUUUACGUAAACGUACCUCCUCUCUCAAGGAAUUAUGCCAUUGCUGGAAAGGCGAAAUUUCUCACCCAAUGGAAUCUUCUAAUUCGACUGCGUGACUUCCUUUUUUGUUCGAUAUGCCUUCCGUCAUGCAUUUUCGUGAGCACUGUUUUUUGGGGUCUUUAUGCAAUCGACCGCGAGCUAAUUUUUCCCAAACGAGUGGAAAAAUAUUAUCCUAAUUGGGUCAAUCACUGCUCACAUUCUUUGAUUGUGGUGACUGCCCUCGUGGAAUCGCUGCUUUCUCCUCAUUAUCAGCCGUCUAGGGGGGCCUCAUUCAAAGCGCUCCUUACAUGGUUCACCACCUAUCUUUUGUGGGUACUUUACCUGGGUCUGAUACAUGAUGUUUGGGUAUAUCCUGUUAUGCAAGUUCUUUCACCGGUCGGUUUAACUGCAUUUUUCAUCGGCUGUUUUAUUAUAGUGCUUGCACUUCACCUUGCUGUCACCAGUAUUAUAGAGGACUAUGGACACUGUGGCCGUGCGAUAUGCCACCAACGACAUGAUCGUUUCCGUCUGGAAGUGUAUGAUUAUAUCCUUUCACAAAACUUCUAAUAAAUAGACUUUAAAUAGUUAAACUAUUCUUACAGUAAAAUCAGACUGCCUUUGAGAUAUGCCAUAUUCAUGAGUACUCCGCAAUUGUUAAAGCAGCGGAUCAGAAGUAAUGCACACACAUGGAGGCUGUACUUCUACAAAACCUCAAAUCUUCUAUAAAACCACUCAGAAAGACUGUGUUGGAAAUUUAAACACUCCUUACAAAAGCCUAAGAAUCUUUAGAAGCGGCACAUUCUCUUUAAAACAGGCACACACUCUCUUUAAUUUGCAACCAGGAAUAUCCGUAACAACUCCAUACGACAUCAUUAAAGGUACUAAGAGGUAGGAAUUUAAGCUUUUCAUUAAAAAAGGAUUAAUUAGAGACAUACUUGGUAUAUUAGAUUGAACCGGCUGGAUUUAUCUACAUGCCAGGGACAUAUUUUUCAUAUAAAUUCCGAAAAUUUAGCAUAUCUCCAAAUUUUCGGAAUUUGGUUACUGGCCAUUCAGAGCAGCGUGUACUGGUCAACGGAUCAAUAAAUAAAGUAAUAUAAAUAUUAACAGAUAAAGAAAAAAAGAAGUAAAUAAAAAAAAGUUCGACCGUAACGAGAAAUUAGAAUCAUUCAACCAAACUGUCUAGUAAACGCCAUGAAUAGCCUUAUUCAAGAGAAACUGCAAAGGUGCUGGUUUUCAGUUCAAGAAGAUUAUAUUGUAAAUCUGGUGAGAUUAAAUAAAACCCUCUUUAAUGAAAGUUUUCGCGUAACAAAAGUGGCCCCUGGGACCGAAACUAAAAGCAAGAUCAAUUAAAAACAACUUUGACGUUGAUGAAACGAUUAGGGUAGGCUAUUUUUAUGAAUAGGUGCAUUUAUUGUGUCUCUUAAAAAAUAUUACAAUUCGGACGGCGAAUUUUGUAACAUCCGUCAUCUAACGCCGACUUUCCCCCGUUAGACUAUCACUUGUUUUGCUUGCUGUUAAAUUUAUCUAGUAAAGAAAUAUUCGAUUCCAUAGGAGAACGUUCCUUGAAGGCCGAUAUUUCCAAAGGAUCAAUGCCCAUCUUUGGCGGCAAAGUAUUUUUACGUAAGCUUGCCAAGGUGGUGGCCAAAGAGGGCUUGCAUGGAACUCACCAAUUUCGAUAAGUACUUUUAGGUGAAAAGUUAAACCUUGUCAAAUAUGUAUGGUAGACUAAUAUUUACUGCUUCGAAUUGCAUAGCAUAAAAAUAGAUACGAGCCAGUAAGCUUAUAUAUUUAAUACCGAUUCAUAUCCGGGUACUUCAAACACCCUAUGUCACUUUCAUUCCAAUAUUUUGCUAAUCUAAUUAAAAUACCAAAAAAUAUCAGACUUCUGUUCAAAUACUUCACGUAUUUCGGACACAGUAGAGAAUAUUCGAGUAAUUUUAUUUAUGAAAUUAAAUAAAAAUUAGGAAAAUAAAAUCAGUGGAUCACGUUUGUAUCCGUUUUUCUACUCGAUUUCUGCGCAUAGUAGAUUAAAUUACAUAAAAGUUCGACUGCUGUCACACAGGGGGUUAAUUAUAAUUUGAUUCGACUAUUUGAUCACUACGUACAACUAGAAAGUAAUGUGUGCCCAUGUGAACAAAUCUACGAACUGUCCAGUCACACUUGUAAUUUGAAAAACCGAU
This is a messenger RNA of Varroa destructor (honeybee mite), 2294 nucleotides long. Its product is annotated as androgen-dependent TFPI-regulating protein-like. The record is from RefSeq and is a predicted model, not a curated record. Gene Ontology annotation, cellular component: membrane; endomembrane system. Lineage: Eukaryota; Metazoa; Arthropoda; Arachnida; Mesostigmata; Varroidae.